AUGAGGUGUGCAGAGUCACAGUUGUCUACCUCACCAACCACGAAAUAUAGAUCUAAAUCACCAAAUAAAAACUCUAAUUCACCAGUAGAGUACGAUAUUUGCACUCCUGUAAGAACUGUGAAGCGGUCAAGGCCAUCAGAUGAAAUAACGAACUAUGUUGACCACGUCGAGUCAGAAUUCUACAGAGUAUACAGCGACAGGAGCUCAGCGAAGAGGUUUAAAGGAGAUAGCAGCCUUUCCUUCCUGUUCAGAGGCCCAACGAACGACAUCAUUACGUCCACAGUGGGCAUGUACGGAGAGAUCGCGCACUCGAGUCUGAAGGUGGUGUGCAAGAAGAUGGUCGAGUUCGGACUGGACGAAAAGAGCGUGCUGUUGGACCUGGGAAGCGGAAGAGGAGUGCCGAACUUCGUCUUCGCGUCGGACGCUAACAUCUUCUCCUCGAUAGGAAUCGAAAAGUGCCCGCUGGCAUACAUGAACUCAGUGAACAACAUCUGCGCCUUCAUAGCAAGAGACAUCAAGGGGAUCAGGACGGAAAUAGAAGAGACUCCGUCCAGAUCGCUGAGUGACCUCAGUGAGUGCAGCACCAGCAGCGACGGAGAGGGAAGCAGGAAGAGUUGUAAGACGCUUUCAUCGUCUACCGACUACGCGCCCUCGAGUCCAGGAAAGACAAAUAGCGACUACUCAGACAUGUCGAUCAGCACUCAGCUUGAAGAGGACGAAUACAACGUUGGGGUCUUCAACGAGAACGCGGAGACGCCGAAAAGGUUCCUAAGAGCGCCGAAGAUGCCUAACGAGGUCGAUUUGGAGGAGCUACAGCAGGGGCUGGAGCAGUUUAAGAAUAAGCAGUCGAGUCUCCCAAUAGCCUUCGUUAACGAGGACAUCAUAGCCUACGACGCGUUCGAAGGAGUCACGCACUUCUACAGCUUCGACAUUGCAAUGGAAAGGGCACUGAUCAACAACAUGGUAUACCAGUUCAUGAACACGUCCACGGCGUACGUGUUCGGAUCGUUCAUCUCAGACCUGAUGGUGAGCUUCGGACUGAAGGACUGCUUCCUCGGAGCAAAGGUGCCCUGCAGAAUGUACGGAAGCAACGAGGGGAAGACGUGCUACAUCUACGUGAAGAACAACUGGAGGAAGAUAAAGGCGAAGGCGGACGCGAAGAUCAAGAGGGCGUUGGGACCCCAGAAGAAGGUGAAGAAGCCGAGGAAGAAGAAGGCCACGAAUAAACAAGAUUCCGCCGUUGCGAGCCUCAAAAAAUUGACGUUCGACGUGAACAACUUCAGCCAGCCUUACAGGGCGAUGGACAUCAUUAAGCUUUCGAAGCUGCCGCUGUACCACCAGUACUCGUGGUACCUGAGUAAGCUCGACAAGUUCUACUCGCGCUCGGUGACGAGGUCGUACAGCGACAACCUGAAGGAGAGUCUCGCGUCGGAGCGCGACGCGCUGAUAGAGCAGAUAGCGCACAAGGGCUUCGAGAAUUCGCACGAGGAGCGGGCUGAGCUGAAGACGCACAUUGCAACACACUACAGGAAGGUGUCAAGGUUUCCCGAGCCCCUAUAA
This is a messenger RNA of Theileria orientalis strain Shintoku, 1560 nucleotides long. RefSeq lists its product as hypothetical. Bases 1 to 1560 code for a protein of 519 amino acids. NCBI's taxonomy places the organism in Eukaryota, Apicomplexa, Aconoidasida, Piroplasmida, Theileriidae. The transcript has a single exon. The record is from RefSeq and is a predicted model, not a curated record.